AUGGCAACUUCUAAUGGUUACACUGCUAAUGUACCGCGGAGGCCAGGCUCUGACGAAGGCGACGACACCAAAAAGUUAGCCAUAAUGAGAGGCUAUACCUCUCUGAAAAUGAGCGACGAUGAGGAGCCGGUGCCCGGUAACAAGCCUUUGCGCUUGCCGAAAAAAGCAGCCAAGGUCAAAAACAAGGCUCCGGCUCAACUUCAAAUUACCGCUGAACAGCUUCUUCGUGAGGCCAAGGAACGAGAACUUGAGCUAAUUCCCCUGCCUCCGAAAACCAAAAUCACUGACCCUGAUGAGCUGCUCGAAUUCCAAAGGCGGAAAAGAAAAGAGUUCGAGGAUGGAAUCAGGAAAAACAGAAUGCAAAUCGCCAACUGGAUUAAAUAUGGAAAGUGGGAAGAAUCUAUUGGUGAAAUUCAACGGUCGCGAUCGGUUUUUGAACGUGCCCUUGAUGUAGAUCAUCGUUCAAUCACUGUUUGGUUGCAGUAUGCGGAAAUGGAGAUGAGGAGUAAACAGAUCAAUCAUGCACGGAACAUAUUCGAUCGUGCCGUCACGAUCUUGCCAAGAGCUACACAAUUCUGGCUGAAGUAUUCUUAUAUGGAGGAAGUGAUAGAAAAUGUACCAGGUGCUCGUCAGAUAUACGAGCGCUGGAUGGAAUGGGAACCAGAUGAGCAGGGUUGGCAGACCUAUAUCAACUUUGAAUUGAGGUACAAGGAAGUGGACCGUGCCCGUUCAAUAUAUCAAAGGUUCCUGCAUAUACACGGGACAAAUGUCAAUAACUGGAUUAAGUAUGCGCGGUUUGAAGAGAAGCACGGUUAUGUCGGAAAUGCAAGAGCGGUUUUCGAGCGCGGAAUGGAGUACUUCGGCGAAGAAAAUAUCCAAGAAAAACUUCUCGUAGCAUUUGCUCUGUUCGAAGAACGGCAAAAAGAACACGAACGAGCUCGCGUUAUAUACAAAUAUGGGUUAGACCACCUCCCACCUGAUCGAACUGCUGACAUUUUCAAACAUUAUACAGUACACGAGAAAAAGUAUGGAGAACGUGCCGGUAUAGAAGACGUGAUUGUCAGUAAACGACGGACCCAAUACGAAAAGCAAAUUACUGAGAACGCAUUCAACUACGAUGCAUGGUUCGAUUAUCUGAGGUUGCUAGAAAAUGAAGAAUGUCCCAAAGAGGAGGUUGAGGAUCUGUAUGAAAGAGCCAUAGCUAAUAUUCCACCACAUGAGGAGAAGCGGUAUUGGAGAAGGUAUAUUUAUCUCUGGAUAAACUACGCACUCUAUGAGGAGUUAACAGCUCAGGAUAUGGAGAGAACAAGACAGGUGUACAAAGCAUGUCUCGAUGUUAUUCCUCACAAGAAAUUCACGUUUGCGAAGAUUUGGAUCAUGUUUGCGCAAUUCGAAAUCAGGCAGAUGGAUCUGACUGCAGCAAGGAAAAUUCUGGGAGUUUCAAUCGGAAAAUGUCCUAAAGAGAAGCUGUUCCGUGCUUAUAUUGAUCUUGAGCUGCAAUUGCGAGAGUUCGAUAGAUGUCGGAAACUUUACGAAAAAUUUUUGGAAUAUUCUUCUGAAAAUAGCAAUACAUGGAUAAAGUUCGCCGAGCUCGAAACCCUCCUUGGAGAUGUUGAUCGAGCGAGAGCAAUUUUCGACAUUGCAAUCCAACAAUCUGCGUUAGAUAUGCCCGAGAUUUUGUGGAAAGCGUACAUUGAUUUCGAAGUCAAUGCAGAGGAAUAUGAGAAAGCUCGUGAUCUAUACGAAGCGUUGUUGCAACGUACAAACCACAUCAAGGUAUGGAUAUCUUUAGCGGAAUUCGAGCUCUCUAUUGGGAACCUAGAUGGAGCGAGAAAGGUGUAUGAUCGUGCAAACAAUGCGCUUGAAAGUGCAGAGAAAGAAGAGCGACUCAUGUUGCUGGAAGCCUGGCUUGAAGCAGAGAAGAAAAUUGGUGAUAUUAAUGCUAUUCAUAAAGUGGAGAAUAUGAUGCCCAGACGGGUGAAGAAGAGGCGGCAGAUCCAGACGGAAGAUGGUGUGGAUGCUGGUUGGGAGGAGUAUUACGACUAUAUCUUCCCCCAAGAUCAGGCAGCGAAAGGUUCUUUCAAGCUACUUGAAGCUGCAGCUCGGUGGAAGCAACAACGGGAACUUAUGGCGAAGGAGGCCCAGUCAUUAACGGAUGAUAGAGACGUGGAAAGGGCAGCCGUUAAUGAUGAAUCUGAUGACGAAAGGCCAGAUAAAGUCAGAGAAGGUGACAGUGAUACGGACAUAGGAAGCAGCAGUACAGAUUCGGAUUCCGACAGUACGUCAAGUUCUUCAGACUCCGAAGGCUCAACCUAG
Messenger RNA from Necator americanus (New World hookworm), 2316 nucleotides. RefSeq lists its product as uncharacterized. The transcript has 22 exons. Gene Ontology annotation, cellular component: U2-type catalytic step 2 spliceosome; post-mRNA release spliceosomal complex; precatalytic spliceosome. The record is from RefSeq and is a predicted model, not a curated record. Gene Ontology annotation, biological process: spliceosomal complex assembly; mRNA splicing, via spliceosome. Gene Ontology annotation, molecular function: protein binding. NCBI's taxonomy places the organism in Eukaryota, Metazoa, Nematoda, Chromadorea, Rhabditida, Ancylostomatidae. Bases 1 to 2316 code for a protein of 771 amino acids.